GUGGUCUCUGGGCAGCGGAGGCCGCCAUGGAGCAGCGCAGCCCCUCCACCCGCUCACAGGACAUCUCCCACUUGCUGAGCAGCACCUUUAAGGACCUGUACACUGGAGAUGUUAUAGGGGCGGACAUAGAGGCGAACUGGCUCAAGUCCCGAGGAGGAGAUGAUGCUUAUCAUGAGGCCUUUACAGAGGAGCUGCAGAAGCUUGUAGCAGAGUAUAACCGCCGACUGACAGAAGCUGAUAUAGUAGAAGAGAACAUCAUUCAAGCACAGGCUCGAGCAAAAGCUGAAGAAGAAAGGGCCCUAAAUGUGCUUAAGGGAGAUGCUGGGAAAGACUUCCACAAAAUGGGAUUACCACCAGUGGCAUCUUCUUUUAGGUGGAUUGUGGAUAAUGAACUUCUCAGAAAAAACCAUUUAACCUGUCCUGAUGAUUACAUCACUGAUAAAUUACCUGUUACUAGAGCACCAAAAGGAAAACCAGAACCUGGCUAUGUCAAGGAGACAUUCAGUUUUAAGCAGCGCAUUUCCUCACAUUCAUGUGAACGGAUGUCUGCGCACCUCCAGAAAAUAACUGGUCAUCUACCAAGUGUUUCUUUAUCCACAUUAACUCUACCUUCAACUCCAGACUCUUACCACCAGACCAAAAAGACCAGUAAGAAAUGCAGUGCCUGGCAGAAGGCAGACUGGAAAGGCAGUCAGUGCAAAGCAGAGAGAGAAGAAGAGCGUGCUUACCUUGCCAAGCUUGAGAAAAGACAGAAUUUUCUGAAGAAUCCCCGCUUUUUCCCACCGAAUGCUCUUCAUGGAGGCAAAUCUCUUGUCAUGUCUCAAGGACAGGUGGAACAGAUCAUAAGCAGCAGAGAAGCAGAAUGUAACACAGGUGAUACCUCAUUUGUUCCUGUGUUUCUUGCCAAUCCACCCACUGUUUUGUUCUCUGAUUAUAAAGUUGGCCAGGUUUAUGAGAUAACUGUAGAGCUGCAGAACAUCACUUCAACAUGUCACCGUGUAAGAGUCAUUCCUCCCUCUACUUCAGUGUUUGCCAUUGGGCCAGGAAAAUUUCCAGGAAAGGGAGGAAUGAUUGCUCCUGGGAUGACCUGCCAGUAUACAGUCCAAUUUGUUCCUGACAGUCUAGCAGAUUAUGAAGAUCAUAUAUUAGUGGAGACUCAAGUAGCGGAACCUCUCCUGAUCCCAGUUCAAGCUAAAAGACCACCUCCAGUGCUAACACUGCCUCGUAUUAUAGACUGUGGUUUCUGCCUUGUUGGAGGAAUAAAAGCAAUAAUGUUUGCAUGCAAAAAUGAGGGAUUUAGCACUGGGAAGUUCUGCAUAAUGCCACAGGAAGCCUGGCCACCUCCUAAUUUCAGGGCUGUUGCCACUCUUGGUUCUGUGAUACAGGAUCCAUUUGGGAUCUAUCCUGCUGUUUUUGAGCUAGCUCCAGGUCAGAGUACAAUAGUGAAGGUAGUGUUUUUCCCUUCUUUGCCAGAAGUCUCACAACGAACAUACACCAUUGUUUGUGACAACUGCCAGGUCAAUAAUAUUACAGUCACAGGGGUUGGACAGCUGAUAGCUCUGGAGCUUCUGCAUGUUACAGGCGGAGAAAGCAGCCCUGAACCUGGUGAAGUCACUGAUGUAACAGCUCAGCACCUCAUACGAUUUGACCCCCAGAACCCACACACCACCACACAGAAGAACUUGGUUAUAAGAAACUCUACCCACGUAGAACUUCCUUUUUACUGGCAGAUAAUAAAGCCCAACCUGCACCCAGUAUUGCCAGGAGAAACUGCACACUCCGUGACACUUGAGUACAGCCGAGAGACGGAGCUGGCUUUCUCCCUGAGUCCUGAGCAGGGAGUUCUGCUUCCCCACGCUGAUCAUGACUUUACCCUCACUUACACUCCACAGGAGCUGAAGAUUUACCACAGUGUGAUACAGCUGGUUCUGAGGGACAUCCCAGAAUCACCUGGUUUUGUAAAGGAGAGAAUGCUCCAAAACAUCCCAGAAUACCUAGCAGAGGAUGUAAUAGUGCUGGAUAUAGAAGUGAAAGGAUCCACGGAGCCAUUUCAGCUUCUUCUGGAACCAUACGCCAUUAUCAUCCCCGGAGAAAGCUUUCUUGGUGUAAAUGUCAGAAGGACAUUUAAGAUGUGGAAUAACAGCAAGUCAUUGAUCAGGUAUACAUGGGAGAACAUCACAGACUGUGCCAUUAUGGAAGUUGAACCUCUUACUGGUGUCAUAGAUAUGAAUAAAUGCUGUGAAUUUGAACUGAUGAUUACUGGAAUCAGACCUGGGUGUGUCAGCCAUAACCUGCGGUGUCAAAUUGAACAUUCUGCAGAGCCAGUUGUGCUGCACAUUGAGGCUGCUUUUAAGGGUCCUCGUCUUCAUAUUGCUGUUCCCUCACUCCGCUUAGGUUUGAUUAAGCCAGGUGAGAGUGUGGUAGGAACCUUGGAGAUUCAAAAUCUGUGCCAGCUGCCAGCACGGUGGAGAAUGCAAGAAAGCCAGGUUUGUCUAGCUGAAAGGAAUGAAGAGGUGUCUCCCUUUACCAUUCAGCCAUCUGCUGAAGAAUUGCCUCCUUUGGGCACAUGCAGUGUGUCUGUUCAGUACACAUCAUUGCUGUGCCAGCGUCUCCAUACAGUCUUAGAACUAGAAGUAGAAGAUGGAGAAAAGAGUUACCUUCCUGUUUCUGUUGAAGUUCAGACCCCCCAGGCAUGCCUGUUAUCUAGUCAUCUAGUGCUCACUGAAAUGUAUACUGGAAUUCCUGUCAAAGCAACAAGCAAACUUUUCAACCAGACACAGCUGCCAGCAAAAUACUCAUGGGGAAAUCUCAUUGGAACUCAGGCAGCUUUCUGCUCUGCCACCAUCACUCCAGCCAGUGGCAUUUUAACCCCAAAUGAAGAAAAAGAAUUCUGCAUAGAGCUGACAGCUAACAUCACAGGUGAGCUGAAAGGCCUUGCCCUUUCCUGUAGCAUAGAAGACAUGACUGAACCCCUCCUUCUGAGCAUUUCUGGAGAAGUAAAAGGAUUGCAUGUCACCUACUCAGUACCCUGUGAAGGUGGAGAUGCCAGUGAUAAAAGAAAAGUGUUACAAAGCCCACGUGACCUUCUUUUGGACUUUGGAUCUGAAGUUGCAUUGAAAGACACAGUGAAACGUCAGCUGAUCCUUACCAAUCACACUGCAAUCAGUGCACUGUUCAGACUAGAAGCUGUGUAUUUUACUGGCUCUUCACCUACUCCAGAGCAAUCUAUCUCCCUCUCAUCAGGCUACCUGGUGAAAAGGAGAGGGCCCACCACGAAACAUGCAGCCAAAAGAGCACAGUCAGAGUUUGCAGCAGCGAUGCUGUCUCAUGGGAAGGGAGUAGCUUUCCAUAUACAACCUUCCUCAGGAACUCUGCAAGCCUUCCAGCGGCUAAUCAUAGAAAUAACAGCCUACAACAACAUGUGGGGAGAGUACAGUGAUGAUCUUGUCUGUAAGGUGGGAGACCUACAACCUACAUUAAUUCCUAUGCAAAUGACAGUGAAGGGCUGCCCGAUCUUCCUGCAGAUGGCAGGACCACAAACGCAGCGCCCCAUAAUCAGGUUUGGCACUCAUGUCUCUGGAGGGUGUCCUGUCUUUCGCAGUGUCCGACUCAACAAUCCAACUCCCUUUGAUAUUCGUCUGGACUGGGAAAUUUACAACCAAGAGGAAGAUGAUAAAAAGCUGGUGGACCUGCUGAUGUUCUUUGGAGACCCUUUUCCUCCUAAGGACAUGGCAAAAAACGAGCCUGCAUCAACUGGUAGCAACUCAGAGAUCGUGUUAGGAUUGGAUCAGCCCCCCAUUCCCUGUGGAAGCGUUCAUCCAGCUUUGCAAACCACAGAUGAGUCUUCAAACACAGAGUGUGAAGAGGAAGGAAUAAUCACUCAAGAACCCACAAUGCAGAAAAUCGUCUCUGUGCUUCUACGGCCUCAUGAAGGGGUUCCUGCUGACAACCCCUACUCCAUCACUCCAAGACAGAUAGUGGUUCCGGGAGGUGGCAGCAGCUCCGUUUGCAUCUCCUUCACCCCUCAUGUCCUCCCGGAGCCCGUGGCUGAAGUGCGGUGUGAAGGGUUUGUGCUGGGAUUCAUGAGCCUGGAUGACAAGCUUGCAAAGACAGUUCCUGGCAGAGUCCAUCGCAGACAUGGUUACGAUGCUGCACCGUUACGGAUCGACGUGCGAGCUUCUGUAAGGCAAGCUCUGUUAAAAGUAGACAUGGAUCAUGACGGAGGAAUGGUGUUUUUUUCUAUGGCGAGCGACCUCAUACCUGACCCACCUCUGUUAGGAGUUUUGACAGCUUCAGUACUGACUCAGAGUCUGAAGCUCACCAAUUGCACUAAGGUUCCUCUGUACUUCAGGCUCCUGCUGUCUGCUCCCUUCAGCCUGACCAGCACAGAUCUCAAGAAGGGCACCAAAACAUCCCACAGCGAGAAGGAAGAAACAGAACAGCAACCACAACUUGUGCUUUACCCACAGCAAAACAUGCUGGUGAAAGUGUCAUUCCACACGACCCCAGAGUUGCUGACGUAUCAGCAUUUGCCAGACACCCAAGUAUUUCCUGGAUUUGAAGUGCUCCAGUUUGAGAGUGGAGAGAGAAAGCUGAAGUUCAGUCAGAAUCUGAUCAUCGAAUACAGUAACCACAGCACCCAGCUAGUCCCAGUGACUGCAUACCUUACUGUUCCAGUUCUGGAGCUGUCUUGCAACAUGGUUGAUUUCAAGACCUGCUUUGUUGCACAGACCAAGACUAAACAUGUCUUCCUGUGUAACAGGAGUGGCUGUAGAAUUUACUGGACUGCUUUGCUAGAUCAACAAGAAAGGCACAAUGACCUGGAAGUAUUUUCUGUCUCCCCUGCUAACGGCAUCCUGGAGGCACGUGAAGCGGAGCAACCUACCAAAGACAUGUUGCAGAUCACCUUUACUGCAAGGAGUGACACUGAAUAUGAAACAAUCCUGACAGUUACUGGGAUCCUGGGAGAGAAGCCUUGCAAGCUACAGAUCAGGGGACAAGGAACAUACGAUGGGAAGUAUGAAGACAUGUAUUGACUGAAGCAAGAUGAGGGACAAAUGCCAAGGUUGUUUUCUACUCCCAUUGAGUGAGGGGAGGAAGGGGCUGCAAUCUACACUGGAAGAGAACAGAAGAUAUAAUCUCCCUUCUGCCUGCUUUAAAGCAGAACUUACUUUGUACGUAGGAAGUAACCUUAGUGUGCACAAAAGACCCUGAAGCUACUACUGCCUCUCUACCCCCCCAGAUAAUUCCAUCUUUGAGCUGUGAAUACACAUGAAGCUGUUGGGUAAGACUGGAUGCAGGAACGGGAUGUAAGAACAUCAGAUGGCUCUAGCUAGUCCUGACCUUCAAAUAACAAUCAAAAUAAAAAGAAUGCAAACAUAGUGCAGGAGAGCAAUUGUAUUAUUAAGUGCAAAGACAAGAUCCAGGACAAAGAACCUCAGUCUGUUACAAAUUUAAACUUUCUAAUGUGUCAAAGGUGAUUACAGCAUUUCUUUUUCAGUCUAUUAGCUGAGAAUUUCACUGAUCUUUUUGUUCCCAAGAAGGAGAACAGAUAAUUUAAGAUUUUACAAGACGAAAUCAGUAUUAGCACUGAUGUACUGAGAUGUUGCCAAAGUUCAUGUAGUGCUGAAAUCUGCUUCAUAUAAAGAAUAACUCAUUAGGCCUAAACUUGUCUUCUAAGUUAGUCAUAGAAGCUCACAGAAAUACGUUGUACAAGCUGGAAUGGCCACUUUCAAACUCCUGGUUUCUAUUCAAUUCUUCAACACCUUUGUAUUCAGGCACCCUAACAGCUUGUUUGUACCUUGCUCCUGGGUAAAUGACUUUCUGCCCUUUCCAUUUUGCCCCACUGGAAGUCUGAGAGCAGCAUGGUUUAAGAGAAAAAUAUACAAAGUGCAUCUUGCAGCAUAUGGAGGCUUUAAGACAUUAGCCAAGUUAUGACACAGUGGGCAGGUGCACUUAGGUUAUCAAGGAAACGUGAAGUCUUUCAAAACAAGCCUUGCCAGACCUCCUGCAAGAUGGUGAAUUCUUCAAGAAAACGCUAGGAAGGCCAUUUCCUCUGCAAUGACAUUUUCAUUUUGGGAAGCAGUUUUAGAUUUGUCGUACAAGGAAAGGGUACAAUGAACUACACUGAUAAU
Molecule: messenger RNA, 6134 nt
Organism: Lagopus leucura (white-tailed ptarmigan)
Lineage: Eukaryota; Metazoa; Chordata; Aves; Galliformes; Phasianidae
Gene: DLEC1
Product: DLEC1 cilia and flagella associated protein
Exons: 39
Coding region: 27-5036 (1669 amino acids)
Biological process (GO): negative regulation of cell population proliferation
Source: RefSeq, a predicted model, not a curated record